AUGAAGCCAACGUCCGACAUCAGGGUGUUUGUCACGUUCCCGGAAUCGGCCGCCGUUUUUGCCGGCGAGAGGCUUGAAUGCAAGAUCACCUUUAGGAAUAUUUCCCCCUCGCCUGGCUCCCAGAGAUCGCACGUUCCGAUGCAUGGCUCACCUAGGGCGAGUGGGGGAUUUGCCUCGGGUGCGGGUGGGAGUGCGUUGGGGGGUAAGGCGGUCCCAGUACAAUCACCUACUGCUGCUGGGAAUAGAUCUACCACCGCGAGCCCGAGGAUUCCCUCCGCCAGACCUGUCUCUCAUCACAAACCUUCGUUAUCGCUGAGUACCCCUGCGACAAAAUCCCCUGUUUCUCCUGCUCCCCCGGCUUCCGCAGCGGGUAAUGGGGGGGGACACAAACAUAGGAGAUCGAUAUCAAUUGUUUCCCUUGGAUCCGAUGUUGGGGUUGAAGGUGGUGGACGUGGGCAGGGGGAGGAGGCGGUCAGGUCUCCCCCGCUAAUACAGGGGAGACAGGGGCGGGGAGGCCACUCACGAUCCUCCUCGCUGCAAACAAUGUCUAGGCGUUCCCCUGUCCUGGUUAAUGGGUCUACCCCAAACUCAGGUAUGACCUAUUGUUGGGUUCCUAUUUUGGGGUGCUAAUAUCUGCGGUAGCUACUAUGCCUCCUCCGUCUCGUGCCGGUACUCAACCGUCUACACCAAUGAUAAUCGAAUCAGAGAGUACCAACAACUUCUCCUUUCCGGGGCUGACAUCAGCUAGCCCGCGAGCAACAGGUAGCGCAAAGCCGCUGCCCAAACCAGCCAGCAAAACAUUCAAGUUUCCCCCCGACCCACUGAACACUCCUACGAUUAUUACGGAUAGUCUACAUGUCGAUGAGCCCUCAUCCGAUAGCCCACAACUUGUCCGGAAGGUAUCACAGAUCGAUCUCAGAAGUCCUGUGGAUGAACCGGAAUAUGAAAAAUUGCAGAGCCGGGUGAUAGCUGCUCAUAGUGUUAACGGGGAAACACCACGGUCAAGCGGGGAAUUCUACUCUCUAUCAAACAGCACAACGGAAACGUUGGUGUCGGAAUAUGACCCCCGAGCAGCAGUGCGCCCAGUGCGUUCUACCCAUAACAGGCGUCAUAGCCUCCUGGCCAUUGGCCCACGCUCUUCAGAGUCUUUGAUGAUGGGAUAUGCGCAGGUGCAGGGGAGCUUCGUUCUCGACGGGUCGCUGAUACAGACCAGUAUAUUCGACGAGGUAAAGCGGAAAGGGGUAGUUGGCGGACAAAUGGGAGGGGGAGUCGUGGGAUUGGAGACCAAUAAGGCUGAUGGGGGAUUUCUCAGUGGGUUUGGGUGGGGAGGGAUUGGCGGGGGCAUUACAGGGAUUUUGGGAGGGAAUAAUAUGAGUUCUAUUGCAGAGAUGAAGAACAUAGCUAGUGAAUAUGCACUCCACCAUACAAAGGAGUCAUUAUUGCUUACAGUCCCCCAGGCUCGAGAUCAAUACCUAUACUCUCAACCCCGCAAUCGAUCCUCUUUGUCGAUCUACGACUGAACCCGGGGGAAAGCAAGUCUUACACGUAUAGCUUCCUGUUGCCUGAAGCGCUUCCGCCUACGCAUCGGGGAAAGGCUAUCAAGGUUGUUUAUAACUUGGUUAUCGGGACACAAAGGCCUGGGAAAGGGGUUCAACAGCCCAAGGUUGUCGAGAUCCCUUUUAGGGUCUUUCCCCAUGUUCGUGGUUAGUCGCUUGUAUUAGACCUUUGGUGCGGACUAACGUGAUACAGCCAACGGAUCCAUGUUGGUGCAUGACUUAAUGUCCCCAAUUGUUCUCCUCAGGGAUGAAGCUACGACAGCGUGCAUAGACGAUCAGACAUUAACCCCUCCCGCAAUCCCGUCACCGCCGAGGAAAGCCGUCGAGCAGGAGUCCUCCUUAGAAGACUUUCUCUCCUACGUGGACAGUCUGCUAGCACCCACAGACGCAGUAUCAACACCGGAUUCUCUGGGCAUCCUCUCACCUUCAAUCCCAACAUCAUCAAAACGUUUCUCAAUCAUGGAAGAACCACAAAUCACUAGCUCCAAAGACGCUAUAGAAAUGGCCAUCCUCCGAGGCCCGGGUGGAUCGUCCGACGGCCGCUGCAGCAACUUCGAAAUCGCGCGCAGCGGGCGAAAAGUAGCAACGCUAACACUCUCACGUCCGGCAUACAAACUUGGCGAGACAAUAACUGCUGUCGUAGACUUUUCCGAUGCGAAGAUUCCUUGCUACCAUGUAUUCUUCCUUCCCCCCUCGCUGCUCCCAUGAUUGCGCGGUGCUGACCUCAACAGAUAACCGCAGUCCUCGAAACCUCCGAAACCGUAACCCCCUCUAUCGCCCUCCGCAGCACAUCCAGCAUCCACCGCGCUACACGAAAACUCCACUUCCAGCACUCUCAGUCCACCCUCUUCUCAAAGCGCGUGGUAUUCACCCCCACAAUACCCACCUCCGCCACCCCCGAAUUCUCCACCUCGGGCGUAUCCUACAUAUGGGCUCUCCGGCUGGAAUUCGUCACGCCGACUCAAUCGCUGACUGCCUCUAUCGCUGAGGGCGGCGACGGGGCAGAUGGAACGGUCGUCAUGAUGGAAGAGCUGCUGGAGCGAACGCACGCUGACGACCGUGGGGAACUAUUCGAAGCCAAGCAGAAUGUUUUCGUCGAGAGCUUCGAUGUAGGCAUUCCCGUAAGGGUCUACCCGAAUGCAGCCACGGCUGGUGAGGGUAUUGGCAAUGGGGGUGGAGGCGCUGGGGGGCAAGCUGUUGCGGCAGCGGUUUUGGGAUAUCCGGUCUGAGUCUGGGUUGGGGGCAUUUCUUUUGUUGGUUCAUUUUUAUCUUUAUAUAUUUAUAUAUAUAUUUUUCUUCUUUCGCUCUCUCUUUUCUUACACUACUAAUUGCUUUACUUGCUUGGUUUACUGGCUGCUAUUGUAUAUUUUGUGGAGUUUGGUAUUAUGGGAGGGCGCAUGAGUACGGUUUACGUGGCGGAUAUGGCUGAAUGGUUAUGCGCACACGGGUCUAUCGAUGGGCUGGUAGGCGUGUCGAACGGGAGGAAGUACGAAAGGGAAUGGCUUACCAUAAAUGAUAGUAGAUAAUACUCGUUUUUUUUAUAUAUUUUUUCCCUUUCCUCUCUU
Molecule: messenger RNA, 3121 nt
Organism: Tuber aestivum (summer truffle)
Lineage: Eukaryota; Fungi; Ascomycota; Pezizomycetes; Pezizales; Tuberaceae
Source: the annotation of a GenBank genome assembly